Molecule: messenger RNA, 537 nt
Organism: Mucor mucedo
Lineage: Eukaryota; Fungi; Mucoromycota; Mucoromycetes; Mucorales; Mucoraceae
Product: 30S ribosomal protein S16
Exons: 2
Coding region: 41-346 (101 amino acids)
Biological process (GO): mitochondrial translation
Cellular component (GO): mitochondrial small ribosomal subunit; ribosome
Molecular function (GO): structural constituent of ribosome
Source: RefSeq, a predicted model, not a curated record
CAGUUGGGCAUUUUUAAACAUACACAUACAUAUAUAAGAAAUGGUUGUCCGCAUUCGUCUCGCCCGUCAUGGUCGCCGUAACUUGCCUUUUUAUCAUAUUGUUGUAGCCAACGCACGUACAGGCCGCAACGCCAAGCCUAUUGAAAAGAUCGGUACAUACAACCCCGUUGCUGAUGAAUCCGGAAACAAAAUGAUCAAUUUAGAUUUCCAACGUGCAAAGUAUUGGUUAACCGUUGGUGCUCAACCCUCAGAAACCGUCGAAAAGUUACUUGUUAAAGCCGAUUUAAUGCCUCAAGCACCUAAGCCCUGGAUGGAAGAAGCAGCAAAGAAAUUCAAGGAAUUGUAAAAAUAAAACACAGAGAAUAAAACGAAUUUUUAGAAGACAUUCAAUAGUACAAUACCACCAGCUUUAGAAUUUUGACAGCCUCUCCCCUCUCAUCCACCAAAUCUGUAAUUUAUAUAAUUCCUCCUCUCCCCCUUUUUUCUCUCUCGAAGCCGGGUGAAAGAAUAAAAAAAGUGAAACCAAGUAGUCUGUGA